Molecule: messenger RNA, 819 nt
Organism: Thamnophis sirtalis
Lineage: Eukaryota; Metazoa; Chordata; Lepidosauria; Squamata; Natricidae
Source: RefSeq, a predicted model, not a curated record
GUUGCGGACAACGGUUAGGCAGUAUCUGGCGUAGCGUCGUGUCGAGGUAGAAAAUUAGUGGGUAGUGGGUGGGAACGAGACGUGAACGAGAGAGGAACGAAGAAGAUGGCGUCGUUUAUUACCGUGCAACUAAAGAAAACCUCGGAGGUAGAUUUGGCAAAGCCUCUUUGCAAGUUCAUACAACAGACCUACCCGGGUGGAGAAUCUCAGGCCGAACAUUGCCGAGCCGCCGAAGAACUCAGUAAGCUGCGCAAGAGCGCGCUCGGGCGCUCGCUCGACAAACACGAGAACUCGCUGGAGACCCUCCUGAGAUACUAUGAUCAACUGUGUUCCAUUGAACCAAAAUUUCCAUUUUCUGAAAACCAGAUCUGUGUAACUUUUACCUGGAAAGAUGCCUUUGACAAGGGGUCACUGUUUGGCGGAUCUGUUAAACUUGCUUUGGCAAGUUUAAGCUAUGAGAAAAUAUGUGUAUUAUUUAAUUGUGGAGCAUUGGCCAGUCAAAUAGCAUCAGAACAGAAUCUUGAGAGUGAUGAAGGGAUGAAAGCUGCUGCUAAAUUUUAUCAGUUUGCUAGUGGUGCUUUCCAGCAUAUUAAAGAUACCGUCCUCUCUUCAUUAAAUCGAGAACCUACAGUUGAUAUUUCUCCAGAUACAGUUGGUACACUAAGUCUUAUCAUGCUGGCUCAAGGUCAAGAAGUUUUUUUCCUGAAAGCUACCAGAGAUAAAAUGAAAGAUGCAAUCAUAGCUAAACUUACAAAUCAAGCUGCUGAUUACUAUGGCGAUGCAUUCAAACAGUGCCAGUACAAGGAUACCUUACCCAAG